GUCAGUGAGGCCGGAGACCUGAGAGGGGACGUACGCACAUAUUCCGCUCCGGCCUUCGCGACCUUGUUCUAUUUAAAUGCAAGUGCAGUGUGACAGCGCAAAUUAGGAGAACUUUAUUUAACAAAAAAAAAGGUCAAAAAUCGCCGUGAAAAUGGUCAGCUGUACGACUUGUGAGGACUGACUAGUAGUGUCCUCUAGUUACACUAACUACCAUACCUUUAGUGCGCUUAACGACCCAAUUGCAGCAUGGACAAGAUGGAUCUCCUGUGCUGCGAGAAUGCGUCUGUGGAACUGGACAUGAAGUGCAAAGCCUACCUAGAUCCCGUCCUUCUUAAAGACGACCGAGUUCUCUUGAACCUCUUGAACUUGGAGGAGAAAUACAUGCCCAAUUCGAGUUAUUUCUCGUGCGUACAGACCGACGUGGAGCCCCAUAUGAGGGAGAUCGUGGCCCACUGGAUGCUGCAGGUGUGUCAAGAGGAGCGGCAGGAGGAGGAGGUGUUCACACUCGCUAUGAACAUGAUGGACCGGUUCCUCUCCCUGGUGAAGGUGCGGCGGGAUCAGCUCCAGCUCCUGGGCACCGUCUGCCUCUUCCUCUCCUCUAAGAUCAAGGAGUCUCCGCCACUCGACCCCAGACUACUCGUCCAGUACACCGACAACUCCGUCACCCUCGAGGAGAUUAGG
Messenger RNA from Procambarus clarkii (red swamp crayfish), 681 nucleotides. Lineage: Eukaryota; Metazoa; Arthropoda; Malacostraca; Decapoda; Cambaridae. The record is from RefSeq and is a predicted model, not a curated record.